Molecule: messenger RNA, 447 nt
Organism: Vigna umbellata (rice bean)
Lineage: Eukaryota; Viridiplantae; Streptophyta; Magnoliopsida; Fabales; Fabaceae
Source: RefSeq, a predicted model, not a curated record
AUGAUUCAGCUUCUGUUCACGUUGAUAUUUUCGGAGGGUGCGAUGAUAGCUUUGCUGCUGUUCAAGACCCCGUUGAGGAAGCUUGUGAUAAUGGGGUUGGAUCGGUUGAAGCGGGGUCGUGGACCCUUGGUUGUGAAGACCGUUGCAGGGACCAUUCUCGUGGUGCUCUUGUCGAGUGUGUACAGCAUGGUCAACAUUCAGAAGCAUGAGAUCGAGGAUGGUGGUGCCAUUAAUCCCACCGAUCAGGUUCUCAUGGCCAAGCACCUCCUUGAAACAACACUCAUGGGUUUACUCGUAUUUCUGUUGAAAGUCAGCAUAGGAGGGAGAAAAGCAGAAAUAGCCAACAUGAAAGGACAAGUAGUUUUCAAUGCUCAGAACAUGUUCAACCAUGUUGUGAAACUUCUCAAUUACAUUCCACCUGCUUAUACAUAUAUGCAUGUGCUGUAA